AUGGAUGCCCGCCUCCUUGCCCGUGGCCUCCGUGCCACGCCUACUCCAAGGCUGCUCAGCUCGCGCCAGCAACCUCAACGCUUCUUCCCCAGCACAAUCCGAUACAACUCCUCAGACUCCUCAUCACAAAAUCCCUCGAAUCAAAAACCCACAGAAGCAGUUGCCCCUGCCACGCCCUCCAACGCCGAGCAACCCGCUCCCAAAUCAAACACCACCGCGGGCUCCGACUUUGACGACAUCCUCAACCAACUCAACCUCGGAAGCCGAAACCAACCCAAAUCAGAGACCCCAGCCGGUGGCAGCCGCAGACGCGGUGCUCCCGACUCCGUGUCACGCACCGUGGCCGGCAGCGUCGGCUCCCAAGCCUGGAAAGACCAGUCCGCACAGCUGGCAAGCCGAAAGACGGAACUGAAGCUGGGUCCGACGCUGGGUCGCCAGGUGCACGUUGAGCCGGAGCGUGGCGUCGACCUCGCUGCUGCUAUUCGCAACCUGCAGAUUACGGUCAACCAGAACAAGAUCAAGGCUCAGUCAUUCGAGCAGAAGUUCCACGUGCGCAAGGGUAUGGUGCGCAAGCAGCAGCGGCGGACACGGUGGAGGAAGCUUUUCCGCUUCUCGUUCCAGGAGACUGUGAAGAAGAUCCAGCGGAUGCAGGCGCAGGGAUGGUGA
Messenger RNA from Penicillium cinerascens, 666 nucleotides. Its product is annotated as mitochondrial 37S ribosomal protein bS21m. Gene Ontology annotation, cellular component: mitochondrial small ribosomal subunit; ribosome. The transcript has a single exon. NCBI's taxonomy places the organism in Eukaryota, Fungi, Ascomycota, Eurotiomycetes, Eurotiales, Aspergillaceae. Gene Ontology annotation, molecular function: structural constituent of ribosome. The record is from RefSeq and is a predicted model, not a curated record. Bases 1 to 666 code for a protein of 221 amino acids. Gene Ontology annotation, biological process: mitochondrial translational initiation; translation.